Molecule: messenger RNA, 974 nt
Organism: Vigna unguiculata (cowpea)
Lineage: Eukaryota; Viridiplantae; Streptophyta; Magnoliopsida; Fabales; Fabaceae
Gene: AVA-P1
Product: ATPase, F0/V0 complex, subunit C protein
Biological process (GO): proton transmembrane transport
Cellular component (GO): proton-transporting V-type ATPase, V0 domain
Molecular function (GO): proton-transporting ATPase activity, rotational mechanism
Source: RefSeq, a predicted model, not a curated record
GAAUAGACGUGGAAAUCCCACGUUUUCAUCACGGCAACAGAAUCAUCGAGACCCUCAGAGAUCGGUCUCUCCCGAGAUUUUGAAUUUCUCAGAUCUAUCCGACGUCGUUGCAGAUCCAUCAACGCUCAUGGCUGGUUUCAGCGGUGAUGAAACGGCACCGUUUUUCGGCUUCCUCGGAGCCGCGGCUGCCCUCGUCUUCUCCUGUAUGGGAGCUGCCUAUGGCACAGCAAAGAGUGGUGUGGGCGUGGCUUCCAUGGGUGUGAUGAGACCUGAGCUAGUGAUGAAGUCCAUUGUUCCUGUUGUUAUGGCUGGUGUUUUGGGUAUUUAUGGCCUUAUUAUCGCUGUUAUUAUUAGUACCGGCAUUAAUCCCAAGGCCAAAUCUUAUUACCUCUUUGAUGGUUACGCACAUCUCUCCUCUGGUCUUGCCUGUGGCUUGGCUGGGCUAUCUGCUGGCAUGGCUAUUGGUAUUGUUGGUGAUGCUGGUGUUAGAGCCAAUGCACAGCAGCCAAAACUUUUUGUUGGAAUGAUUCUCAUCCUCAUUUUUGCUGAAGCUCUUGCCCUUUAUGGUCUCAUUGUGGGUAUUAUCCUGUCUUCUCGUGCUGGCCAGUCUAGAGCCGAUUAAGAAAGGAGUUGUGCUGCUAAAUAUUCUUUGACCACCCAUCUGUUUUAACCUCCUUUUAAAGGGGGUGAGGGAGGUAAUUAUUAGUUGUUUCGAGAUUAGCUAUGUUCAGGCAGCAUUUUCAGGCAUUAGCAGUUGUGUGAAAGUUCAAUUCGCCAUUCGUGGUGUUUGUUUGUAUAAUUAGGUCUAUCUUUACUUAAUAAAGCUUCCUUAAGCUUCCUUUAUUUUUUUCUUUAUUGAUUGUAUUAUGCCAUAUCAUCUGACCUUAUAUAUGAUUUUUGAGCUGUUGGAACUGGUGCAUGUAAUGAUUUGGCUAGCAAUGCAAACGUAUUUCAUGGGUCUUUCCAUUUUGGAA